Molecule: messenger RNA, 723 nt
Organism: Rhagoletis zephyria (snowberry fruit fly)
Lineage: Eukaryota; Metazoa; Arthropoda; Insecta; Diptera; Tephritidae
Source: RefSeq, a predicted model, not a curated record
AUGACUGAAGUGCGGAAGAACAAGUCAUUUGCCAAUGUGAAUCAUCCUGAAGAGGAGAAGGCGGCGGCGUCAGCGGCCACCGGCGAAGAUGGCUCCAUCAACGGCGAGGAGUUUCACUGGCAAAUCGUCGCCCGCAUUCUCUUCAUCUACGCAAAGCUGAACCCCGGCCAGGGCUAUGUGCAAGGCAUGAAUGAGAUCGUCGGUCCACUGUACUACGUUUUUGCCAACGAUCCAAAGGACAACUGGAGUGAUCACACCGAGGCGGACACCUUCUGGUGCUUCACGAGCUUAAUGAGCGAAAUUCGGGACAUCUUCAAUAAGCACGCCGACUCGGACCGAGCAACAGGCAUUGUCAGUCUGAUGAAUCGCCUUCUGGGCAUUCUCUCGAAGGAGGACUACGAGCUGGCGCAGCAAAUCAACCUGAAGCAGGGCAUCAAGCCGCACUACUACGCCUUCCGGUGGAUCACACUGAUGCUCUCGCAGGAGUUUUCAUUGCCAGAUGUUUUAAGGUUAUGGGACUACCUCUUCUCCGAUGAGCAUCGAUUCGAGUUUCUCCUCAAACUGUGCUGCUCAAUGAUUCUCAUUCUACGCGAUGACCUGAUGUCAGGCGACUUUGCGUCCAACAUUAAGCUCCUGCAGAGCUUUCCCGACUCGAUUGAGUACUCGCACGUGGUGGCCCGUGCAAAGACGAUCAUCAGCAGCGGUGGUGGCGGAAGCAGUUGA